CAGAGUCCACAGUCCUAACUCGGCCUCAGGCUACGAUAGAUCGUAUCUUACGUCGGUUCGAUCUUGCCGCGAAUUCAUCUUGCGCGCGUCAGCUUGUCCCGGUCCUGACUGACCUCUUCGCUCAACUGCGACCGAUCGAACGACCUUCAAGUAUCAUCGAAACUCUACCGAUACCUUUCUUUUAUCGCGCCUCGCGUCGAUAACGUUCCUCCGAAACGGUUCUUUCCUCUUCUUUUCCGAGUGCUGGUGAAUUCAAUUAUUCAAGGAUACUUUGCUGUUUCAAGGAUUCUUUGGUAGGAUAACAUACCAAAAGACUGGAACUUAGGAGAUGCUUUCGAAACCACAGUCCUGCUAAGGCUACAUCUGAUCAAAUAUAUCCAGGUGAAUCGGAUUGAAAGAUGCAAAGAAUACUGUUGCCAUUGUUCUUAACGUUCUUGAGCUAUUCAGGAUGGACCAGUGGGCUUUGCGUUCUGGAGAACGGUACAACAGCUCAUUGCCACGAACUCGAAGAUGUCAAAUAUAUAGACACUUCUGCCCUUAACUUGCUGAAGGCUUCCACGGAGAAAUCUACCCUCGGGCCAAAUCUUUUCGUUAAUUUGACCAGUCUUCGGCAUUUAGAUCUUUCAGGAAAUGCCAUCGAACAAAUAGAACCAAAAAGUUUUAGCCACUUGACGAAUUUAAGAAGUUUAAACCUUGCGGAUAAUCGUAUUGAACAUUUUGAACUGGCUUCUCUAGAUGGUUUAAAUCAUUUGCACAGUUUAAAUCUUCGUAAGAACAACCUUCGACACUUGCCACCAGCCUUGGCUCGCUUAAAAAUUCUGAAACAUCUCGACGUUCAAGGCAAUUCAUUGGAAUGUAAUUGUGCAACACUUAGGGUAAAAGAUUUGAUCGUAAAAAGAGGCACGAAAAUCUCGAAGAAAGUUCUAUGUGCUAGUCCGAAAAAUGUAAAAGGAAUAUCAUUAUUCAAAUUAGAUACCGCGAUUAUUUGUGAAUUCGAGGAACAAGAUCGCGAGAUGCAAAAUGAUCAGGCAUCUACGUAUUCGGAGGAAGAUUAUGGUUCUGGAGAUUUGUUCGAUACAGAGGAAGAGAGCAUGGAAUAUUCGAUAGAAGCUUCAACCACCGAAACUCCGAAGGAAAUCGCAGUUGAAACACCAUUCCCAGAAAUUCCUGCUACUACCGUUUCGAGUUUUGAAUCAAAAACAACUGAAUUACAGCUUUCGACUCGAACGACAGAUGCUAGCGAACCGACAGAUGCUAGCAAACCAACAGAUGCUACCAAAACGACAAACACCAACGACGAUGAGAUCUUUUUCGAUUCCGAAGAAAGAAGUAAUCCUACUACGGUGGGUACGACAACGGAGAGAAAGAAAGUCUACCAAGAUGGUCUAUUUUAUCCGACAGAAAGUUCAGGCGAUGGAGAAGAUGGUUCUGGAGAAGGAUCUGGAACAGGCAUAGAUACUGGUGACUGGAAUACAAGUUACCAACCUCAAACAAACGACGAAGAGAAGGAAAUUUCUCUUUUCGAGAGAUUCUACACUAUAUUUACGGGAUCAACGACGUCUUUAGAAGCGAAAAAGGAACCUAACUUGGAAGAGGAAGAAUUUAUCGACGCGUCUUCGACUAAAGGUAUCGAGGAUGAAGAAGAACAAUUAGUCCACAAAUCUGUGUCAAAUCCGGUUGCAGUAGGUGUAUCAAAAAAGGAUUCCGACGAAGCAGUACCAGGUACUACUGAUAUGAGUACCAAAGCUGAUGUAACGACACCUGUUAAUGGAGUUGAACUAUUCGACAGCAAGUUGAAUGAGAUGACGAAAUUAGGCAAAGUUAAGGUGGACGAGAAAGACACGGAUGACGAAUUGACGGUAUCUCCAGCAAAACAAUCAAAGAAAGGAAUGGGUUCUUACGUUGUUCUAGCCGUUUUAUUGGCGGUUUUGGCGACUCUCAUAGGAUUUGCAGCUUACAAAGGUGACUUUUGCAGGAAUGGAAGGAAACGUGAUGAUGUUGAAAAUGGAACUGAAUUGAAAGACAUGCAGAAAGCUUUGUUGGAAACGGGAAGUUCAACGCAACCAAAGAUAGCUUCGAACGGAAGUGUGGAAAGCACGCCUUUGGUCGCAGACACGACAGAUCACGAUGAGAUAAGGAUUUCGAAUAACUACCAAGUUACGGCAGAAAUACCAAGAUCUCCGAACGGUAUUUCCGACCAUACAGAACCAGUAAAACCACCGCGAGCGAUUACUCCGCAAAACGAUCAACGAAUCGGAGAGACGACCGGUCAAGAUGGAAAUUCUCUGAAAGAUGAUACGUUGUCGUUACAGACAGAUUCUAUAGAUCCAGUAGUUAAUGGCAGCCCGAUUUCGCCAGAAAAGAUCCAACCUCCCUUAAGUCCCGGUGCUCAGAGAGUGAAGAUUACUUUGCAAGAAAAUCCUGACAGCGUGCCAAGGACGCCUAUACUCAUCACGAGAACAAUGGCUGGUGAGAAUCUAGUCAAGACGCCAUGAAGUAGAUUUGAAGGGCCUUAAUCGGAUGAAAAACUUGAAUCCACAGGAGAAUCAACGAAGACGAAGAAGAGAUCGGUAUGUUCGUGUGUGCCGAAUUAUCGGAUUCAUAAUGCCACCAGUGUUCCUAAAUCCAUGCCGAAUGGGCCUUGAUUUCGAUGGAUUUUUAAGAUAUUGUGAGAUAGACAAUUAUACCAUCAUCGAAUCUGUGUUUUGACUAAGAAACGGAUUGCUUUAAAUGAAAGUCCAGCUUUGUAGACGUACAGUUUAUUGACGAUUCGUUUAAUCGAGAAUAAUAGGAGGAAUGAACGAUUCUGCGAAAUGUUGUUUGUACAUAUUUGAAAAUAAUAGUCGUACAUGAUAAUACUUCCGCUGUUUGAACAAAGUUUGUGGAUGGAUACUAUUUGAUACAUUUUAUAUACGUUUAUGCAAUAUUAGCACACUAGUCAGUUCUCUUAAGCAUCUUCCUUCCUGUGUAAACUCGAAUGGAAUUUGAAUACGAUAAGUUCCAUUAGAAUUCUUUAUACUCGAAGUAUACCAUUAUUGUUGCAAUAUAACACGAGUGAUGCUAAAACUAUAAGAAUCUUCAUAUAUAAUGUCAAAAUCUUUCUCUAACUGGUUCAAUUUUUACAUAAUACUACAUGUACGGUUUUCGUUAAAUUUUUCUUGAGAUAUAUUAUAAUAUAUUGAUAGUAAACGAAUGUUUCGUUUUGUGAUAUUAAAUAAAAAAUUAAAUGUUCUUCUGGAAGAAUACAAAAGGGUUUGACUUUCGCUAGCGAAACUUAACACUUAAUAAUUAAAAAAUUAAUUUAUAUAAAAUCUAUAUCCUAUGUAUUUAUAAUAAUCAUUCCAAAUUAAUCAUAUCAUCCUCAUCGAACCGAUGAUGUUAAAUAAAAUAUCGAUAUAAAGUAAGAUAAUAUAGAGUGUAUGUAAUUUAUAGGAGACAAGCAGUUAUUUGAAAUUUGUUUGGAAAGGAAAUUGAAACUUUAACGUUUCAAAUAUAAAAUGUCAAUUGUGUGUCUUGUAUCCGCACGAGUUCGCAUAAGACUCAUCAUUUGCAUUUUUUAGCAACUCCUCAACUGUUGAACAACCUUUUUACUACUCUUUAAAAUUCCAUAAGGAUAAAUAUUAUUAAAUGCGAAUAAUCUAUUUAUGAAAAUCAACAUUACAAAGCGUUAGUGUUAAAUAUUGUUUAAGCAUUUGUUACGGUGCAUUGAAAACAAUGAGAAUUAUCGUUAAAAUUGCUGGAUAAUAAUAUUCAGUAAAAAAAAUUAUGGGGUUCCUCUUAAACGAGGAAAAAGUAUUUUUAAAAAUAAUUCUCUGAAACUUGUCGCUUUGAUCGUAUUUAUUCUUCUACACCAAAUUUCUAUUAACUUUUGCAAACCUUUUGCAAAUCUCCUUGUAAAAAUUAUUUCCAAAGAAAACCUAUGCGUCCUUGCAUUAUGGCAGCAAACUGUUUGUGCAAAACACGAAGCGUUUUGAUUUCGUUUAAGCGUGUUCAGUUUAACUUGUAGCAAAGAGAAUUAUCUCAUUGAUGCUGUGAUUAUCACUGAAACGCUAAGAGAAGGUAAUAUUCGAUCCUUCGUUUUAUCAUCGACAUAUCAUCAUUAUUUUCGCCAUUAACUUUGUUCCCUAGAUAAGUUUUCCUAUGCAACAUUUAUGAAAUAUACAUUGUUACAUAUAUAUAUAUAUAGGUACAAAUUGUAUGAUAGCGAAUAUACAGUUGAAACAAUCAUAUCGAUAUAUUUUUCAUGCGUUUAUAAUUUUGAACAAUGGAUGCGAAAUAAAAUGAUAAUAUUUAUAAAAUA
Bombus pascuorum is the source of this 4300-nucleotide messenger RNA. RefSeq names its product protein windpipe (gene wdp). Lineage: Eukaryota; Metazoa; Arthropoda; Insecta; Hymenoptera; Apidae. The coding region runs from base 399 to 2495 and encodes 698 amino acids. The transcript is spliced from 3 exons. Gene Ontology annotation, cellular component: plasma membrane. Gene Ontology annotation, molecular function: protein binding. The record is from RefSeq and is a predicted model, not a curated record.